Messenger RNA from Astyanax mexicanus (Mexican tetra), 3503 nucleotides. It is a transcript of the gene themis, whose product is annotated as thymocyte selection associated. Lineage: Eukaryota; Metazoa; Chordata; Actinopteri; Characiformes; Acestrorhamphidae. The transcript is spliced from 6 exons. The coding region runs from base 253 to 2289 and encodes 678 amino acids. Gene Ontology annotation, biological process: T cell receptor signaling pathway. The record is from RefSeq and is a predicted model, not a curated record.
UUUCCUGUCGCGAUCCUCUGAAACAGGAUGCUUCUUCACACUCUUUUGUUCUCUCUUGUUACUCUGAGUGUCUGAGCUGGCAGCAGAAGAGGGGGUGAAAGGGCAUCUGCAAAUUUACCUUCUUCAUCUCCAUCCAACUUCUCCGUCUGGAUCUCUACUUUCUCUCCAUGGACGCCGUUAUCCCGUGACUUCUGCUCCUUUCUGAGAGUCUGAGAGCUCCUGUGUGGUUUGAUUACUCUGCUGGAGUUGAGGAUGGCUGUGACACUAACAGAGUUCACGCGUACGCUGGACCCUAAAACUCUGCCCAGGAUUCUGCAGAUUCAGUCCGGAUUUUACUGCCAAGGCUCUGUGUACGAGCUGUGUGGAACAGAGUGCUGUCUCUCCACGGGAGACCUGAUGAAGAUCGUUGACAUCAGCAUCACCAAGUUCAUCGCACACACUGCUGAUUCCACAGAGAUCAAACUGCCAUUAGAUUACCCAGGUCUUUUCAGGAUUGUGGUGGACCCUCAGCCGUAUCUGAGCAUCCAGGAGAUUGUGGAUUCUCUAAAGAUCAGCUCCCACAGACUGGGCCAGCAUACCUUCAUCUCAGCUGAUCAGAUCCAGCUUCCCCAGGACUCUGUGAAGGAGGGAGAGAGCUUCAGAAUCACAGCCGUCUCUACAGACCAGCAGAGCGGCGGUCAUGUUGACUGUGAGCUUCUCCACAGGGAGCCAAAGCUCAGCUUCAGGCUGGAGCUCUCACAGCAAGGCCACUUUACGGAGUGUGAAGACGACCAGUUUUACACCCUGCGGGAGCUGGCUGAGUGGAAGAUCCCCAAGGGCAGGAAGAGGACGGUGACGGCAGCCAAUGCUCCGCCCCCUAAGGAUGUGUUGUUUUCCACUCUACUGGAAAACAUUAGUGGGGAGUUGACGCUGACUCCUGUGUAUGAGCUCCAGGCUGUGAUGAAGAUCAGGAAAAGCAUUGCUCUCAUCCCCUCCAACAUGGACGUCGAGGUCAUGGAUGUGACGGAGCAGUUUGACGUAAACACGUUCAUACAGCCUCUUUCCCUUCAGGACGUCUUUCAUAAGCCUUCAGACAUCUUCCCAAUGGUGACUGAUGUGAUUGAAGGACCUUUGGUUGAGAUGCACGUGCCGGUGGAGAUGUUAAAUCUGCUGCAUUCGGAUCAAGUGAUCAUCCACAAGGCAUACGAAGCCAGGCGGAUCCUUGCUACGGAAAUUCGCCAGGAAUCGGCAAGACAUUUCCUCAUUCCCACGACCUACAAGGGGCGGUUUAAGCGGCGGCCUCGCGAGUUUCCCACAGCUUACGACCUAGAACAGGCCCGCAGCGACACUGAGCAGUUACAUGUGGUGGCCACAAGGGGCUUUGACUCAACCUACAGUGGAUUAGCUUCUGUGUUAGCAGGGGAUCAAUUCAUAGUGAAGAAAGGCAAAAUGAGCGAAGUCAACGGUAAUGGAAGCGCAGUGAAUUCCUUGAGUUGUGUAAAGAUCAAGGGGAAGGCUCAUGAACCUGUCCGUCUCCCGAUGUGCCUGGAUGGUGGAUUUAUGGAAGUUGUCCACGAUAAACGACAAUAUUCUAUUGAUGAGAUCUGCCAACGAUUCCCGCUUCCAUUUAACGUUAAAGUGUCCGUACGCGACCUCUCGUUUAAGGAGGACAUUUUGGCCAGCGUUCCCGGCCUACGCAUCGAGGAACAAAUCACUGACCGCUACCUCCUCAUCUCGACCCUUGACCAAUCCAGUUGCUGGGAGGUGCCUGUAAAUCGCAUUCACAUGUCCGUGCAUUUAGAGAAAAGCUGGACAGGUGGUGCUCCUACAGCUGGAGUGAAUUCAGCUGUUGAAAAGAUCUUUGAGGACUGUUACUACACCAUGAGAAGGUACGCCUUCACUACGGUAAUGCCCCCGCCAAGACCUCCCAAAAAACCCAAACAGCCUCCAGCAAGACCGGCCAAACCUCAGCCCAGUCCACGACCUGACAAACCCCUCUCUGCCAGCUGCUCUAUAAAGAGUCCUCAUCCCCCUGUGAUUAGCAGGGGCAACUCCACAGAUCGCAGAAACUCUACAGCAGGAAUUGAGAGAACAAUGCCUUUAAGUCCUGCUACCUUACCGAAACCUGUCCUGCAGAAAGCUGUCACAAGAGGCCAAAGCCUGGAGGACGUAUGUAUAAAAAUACCUGAUGAAGAUGACCCCCACGACUAUGAAUACAUUGAUGAAGAUGAACUCGAGAACAUCAGGAAGCAGUUCCAAGAACAGUCCAUUAGUAUUUCCACCAAAGGAAAGCCAAAUAAUACAAUAUAAUUACACUAUGUGAAUGACAGCAUGGGAGUACAUUCAUUAAAAAAAAUAAAUUAAGUGCUGGCGACAAGAAUAAAGUAUCAAAAAAUGGCCAGUUAUUUGCUAGUUGGUGCACCCAUACUUUUACCAACAGAAUGUAAAUGUAAAUGUAGGAUUUUUACAUUACUGCGUUUGAUUUAGGCUACUAUGUAGCUACCAGUGAAUCAUUGUAGUGGUCAGAAAUGACCUGCGGAACCCUUUUAGUGAGGUUUUUCAGAAAGUCUAACAAUUCAAAAUUAUAAUCCAUACAGUUCUGAUCCUCUUAACUAUAAUAUACUCAAUUAGCCACAAUGCACUAUGCUAAUUAAUCACUAAUUUUCUGAGAUUUGCUGAUGUGUUUUCUGAUACUGUUAUAAUUAAACAUGAAGUAUUGCUCACAGCAACAAAAAGAAAGAAAGAAAGAAAGAAAGAAAGAAAGAAAGAAAGAAAGAUAAACAUUAGCAGCCAGUAGCUUAAUUUGUGCAUAAACUAAUCACACAUCAGGCACAGAAUAUGUUUUAUCAGCAAUGGUGAACUUUAACACAGUGUUUUUUGGACUAACAUCCUGCAAAUAUUAGCACAUUUCAAAGAAAGUGCUAUGUUGCAUAAAGCUUUUUUUCUGCUUCUCUUCACCAUGAUAAUCUUUUCAAACCUUGACAUUUAACCUCAUAUGGAGACACUGCCAGUACCAUCUAGUGGUCACAUGACAACAUUACACUCAAUUGAUCGAAAACAAUACGGCCAGAAUCUCAUUCAAAUGUUUCUUUUGCUAGUCCAGGCAGAAACACGGGCCAGGUAAAAAUUCUCAUUGAAUUUUACGUUUGAAACUAUUUUAUUUACUUACUGUAGAAACCUAAAAUGUAGUUUUUGGACUAAUUUGGUCCUUCUGAUCCUAAAUGGCAAGGAUCAUUUAUAAAUGUUAAAUUAAACUUAUGUCCCCAUAUAAGGACACUGAUGUUUUCUGUUUUUUUUUUUUUUUUUUUUUUAGGCCCUACUAAUCCCAAAUAGCUAUGAGAAAUUAAAAAUGCACACCAAGCAAAAAAACUCUUAGGAGUCUUAGGAGGUUAAUUUUAACACAAUUUACUACCAAAUGCUGUUUUAUAUUGUGUAUUUAUAUCAGAAUGUAAAGAUGUAAAGGUUAUGUCCAUAUUUAGGUAUUAUAUUCUUUGGCAUCCUUUUGAAAUAAAGCAUUGAAUGAA